This is a messenger RNA of Dendroctonus ponderosae (mountain pine beetle), 1923 nucleotides long. It is a transcript of the gene Mccc2, whose product is annotated as probable methylcrotonoyl-CoA carboxylase beta chain, mitochondrial. Gene Ontology annotation, biological process: L-leucine catabolic process. Gene Ontology annotation, cellular component: mitochondrion; methylcrotonoyl-CoA carboxylase complex. Gene Ontology annotation, molecular function: methylcrotonoyl-CoA carboxylase activity. Lineage: Eukaryota; Metazoa; Arthropoda; Insecta; Coleoptera; Curculionidae. Bases 247 to 1881 code for a protein of 544 amino acids. The record is from RefSeq and is a predicted model, not a curated record. The transcript has 8 exons.
AAAAGACGCAAACCUUGAAUCGAUGUUGCGUCGAACUGAAACCACACCAAAUAAAUAAAAUGUGUAAAUUAAAGCAACAAUUAAACCCUGAUUAUGAUAAAUCUCAUUAUCAACAACUAAUAGUUGCUCAGUGGUUAAUGAAGUCGCUUGGCGCUUAAUCGGGGCAACAAGGGAAUGUCGUAAUGAAUAAUUGAUAAGACCGUCAUUUGGUGGAAAAUAAGUUGUUAUUGAGGCAAAGAGCUGGACAUGUCGUCUAGAAAUGCUAGCAAAUGGCUGGCUCUGGUGCGGCAUCAUUCAACAAACGUGCUGGCCACUAAGCUGGAACCCCAAUCGAGUCAAUUCCAGGAAAAUCAUGCUUUCAUGACGCAAUUGGUGAGCAUUCUACGCAAAAAAACCAGUGCAGCGCUGCAAGGCGGCGGCGAAAAGGCAGUGGCGCGCCACACCGGCAAAGGCAAACUGCUGGCCAGAGAACGAAUCGACUUGCUGUUGGACAAGAGCAGUGCCUUUUUGGAGCUGUCCGGCCUCGCCGCCAAUGAACUCUACCAGGAAACCGUUCAUUCGGCCGGAAUUAUCACCGGGAUCGGAAAAGUCGAAGGGCAGGAAUGUGUGAUUGUGGCGAACGACGCCACUGUAAAGGGCGGCACUUAUUAUCCCUGCACUGUGAAAAAACACCUGAGGGCCCAGGAAAUCGCCCAGGACAAUCACUUGCCCUGCAUUUACCUGGUGGACAGUGGCGGCGCCAAUUUGCCCCAUCAGUCCGACGUGUUCCCCGAUAGGGAUCAUUUCGGCAGAAUUUUCUUCAACCAGGCCAAUCUGUCUGCCAUGGGAAUUCCACAGAUUGCCGUCGUUAUGGGGCCCUGUACUGCAGGAGGCGCCUACGUUCCAUCAAUGGCCGACGAAUCCGUUAUAGUGAGGAGACAAGGGACCGUGUUUCUGGCGGGGCCGCCCCUGGUUCGCGCCGCCACUGGCGAGCAGAUUUCAGCUGAGGACUUGGGGGGCGCCGAUCUACACUGCUCACAAUCGGGCGUGACCGACCACUACGCCCUCAGCGACGAGCACGCGCUGGAAGCCGCGCGGGGCAUUGUAAGGAACCUGAACCGAGAGCCCCCCAAUCAGUUUGAGGCGAGCUUCGAGCCCCCCUUGUACGACGCCGACGACAUUUACGGCAUUAUCGACGGAAAUGGGGCGAGAAACUUUGACGUACGCGAGAUUAUUGCCAGAUUGGUGGACGGUUCGCGGUUCGAGGAGUUCAAGAAGAAAUACGGCGAAACUUUGGUGUGCGGCUUUGCGAAAAUCUACGGCAAAACGGUGGGCGUUUUGGGCAACAAUGGGGUGCUGUUCUCGGAAAGCGCCCUCAAAGGCGCCCAUUUCGUCCAACUGUGCUGCCAGCGAACGCUGCCUCUGCUGUUUUUGCAGAACAUCACAGGUUUUAUGGUGGGCAGACAGGCGGAAACUGGAGGCAUAGCAAAGAACGGCGCCAAACUUGUAACAGCAGUGGCGUGCGCCCAAGUGCCGAAAAUCACCGUGAUUAUUGGGGGCUCCUACGGCGCAGGCAAUUAUGGUAUGUGCGGCCGGGCCUUCUCGCCCCGGUUCCUCUACAUGUGGCCGAACGCACGGAUUUCUGUUAUGGGAGGGGCGCAGGCCGCAGGAGUUCUGUCGCAAGUGGCCAACAAACAGUGGAACGACCAGGAGAAGAUGGAUUUUGAAAGGGGCGUGAUUGAUAAAUUUGAUAGCGAGGGCUCGCCAUAUUUCAGCACAGCUCGGCUUUGGGACGACGGAGUGAUCGAUCCAAGAGACACUAGGAAGGUGCUUGGAAUGAGCCUGGCAGCGGCCCUAAACAAGAAACCCGCCCAUACACGCUUUGGAAUUUUCCGAAUGUAGGUAACCAUACAGUAGCGAUUAAAAAGUUUUAUUUGGAAACAA